Pieris macdunnoughi is the source of this 1263-nucleotide messenger RNA. The record is from the annotation of a GenBank genome assembly. NCBI's taxonomy places the organism in Eukaryota, Metazoa, Arthropoda, Insecta, Lepidoptera, Pieridae.
AUGAGAGAUAGAUCAGAGACAUCAAGUCCAGCAGUCUUAACGGAUACAUCUUAUAAUGGGACUUACAUAAAUAGUGUUUUAAUUGGAAAAGGGAAGAGCAGAGUUUUGGAUGACAAUGACGUGAUAGCAAUCACUCAUCCUACAAUAAGUAUGUUCACUUUUAAAGAUCUACUUAAAAAUGAGCAAGACAAAGUACCUAAAGAAAUAGCUCAAAAGUAUUAUAUUUCAAGGGUACUUGGCCAAGGUGCAUGUGGUGUGGUCAAAUUAGUUUAUAACAAAUUGACUUGUAUGAAAUUUGCGAUGAAAGUUGUAAAGAAAGGCAAAUUGACAAAUGGACAAGUUAAUAAUUUAACAGACCCUGUCAAAGUUAUGAAUGAGGUGAACAUUUUGAAAGCUUUAAGACAUCCUUGUGUGACAUCAGUGGAAGAAAUAUUCGACUCUCGUGAAGCCGUGUACAUAGUGUUGGAGCUGAUGCAGGGAGGGGAACUGUUUGACCGUAUCACAAGAUAUGGGCGGCUGUCGGAGAGGCUGACCAAAUUCUACUUUAAACAAAUGGUGCUAGCCGUCCAGUACUUACACUCACAAGGCAUCACUCACAGAGACCUAAAACCUGAGAAUGUGCUACUUGAGAGUAAGGAAGACGAAAGCCUGGUGAAGAUAACAGACUUUGGUCUCAGUAAGUAUGUGGGCGAAGACAGCUUCAUGAAGACAAUGUGUGGGACACCUAUUUACCUUGCACCUGAAGUACUACGAGCUAAUGGAGUGGGAUGCUAUGGACCAGAGGUGGAUGUAUGGUGUCUGGGUGUUAUAUUCUUUAUAUGUCUGGUGGGUUACUUGCCAUUCUCCCCGGAGUACCAAGAGCUCCCCUUGAGCGAGCAAAUACUCUCAGGCCGCUAUCGGUACUCGUCUAGUUGCUGGCGUGACGUCAGUCUUCAAGCCAAGCUGCUGAUGAAGAGAAUGCUUACCGUCAAUGUACGAAGGCGCAUCUCGCUAGAGCAGAUAUUAAAGCACCCAUGGAUGCAGGAUGACGAUAUCAACCUAAGGAUUAAUGUUUUGUUGUCGCAACAUCAAUUAAAAAAUGGAAACGAAGACAAUAAUAACGAGAAAGCCGACGUAGCUGUCGUCCGCCUAGUAGCAGCUAAUAAGAGACCACUCAGCGACUCAUCAAAUACGGCUGAGCCGAUUGCCAAAAAGGUUAAAGUUGGGAGAAAAGACGAAAAUGAUGACACUAGUUCAGCCACUAGCUGCUGCUCAUAUGAAUGA